This is a messenger RNA of Malaya genurostris, 1164 nucleotides long. RefSeq names its product REPTOR-binding partner (gene REPTOR-BP). Gene Ontology annotation, molecular function: DNA-binding transcription factor activity. Gene Ontology annotation, biological process: regulation of DNA-templated transcription. Lineage: Eukaryota; Metazoa; Arthropoda; Insecta; Diptera; Culicidae. The coding region runs from base 173 to 517 and encodes 114 amino acids. Gene Ontology annotation, cellular component: nucleus. The record is from RefSeq and is a predicted model, not a curated record. The transcript has 3 exons.
UCGUCAUUCUUCCGUCGCUCGUUACUCUGCUCUGCUGUUGUUAUUAUACUGUACUGUACUGCUCAAAACAAAGCAUAACCGUGUUCGCUUGUUUGUAGCUUGCUUGAAAAAAUCGAUAUAAGUGGGGAAAAGUUACGUGGAUUUGUGGAAAAACUAGUGGAAAACAUUGCCAAUGAUGGACUACGACGAAUUAACCGUGGUGGAAGAGCAAAAUCAGCCGGAAAGGAAGGAAAGCGGCAAGCGGGGACGUAAACCAGGCCGCAAAGCAUCAACGGAGCGGGUCGAUAUGAAGGCAAAGCUCGAACGCAGCAGACAGAGUGCCCGGGAGUGCAGAGCUCGCAAAAAGCUGCGCUAUCAGUAUCUGGAGGAACUAGUCAGUGACCGCGAGAAGGCAGUGUACGAGUUACGCCGUGAGCUGGAGAAACUUCACUACUGGGCACUGGAAGUCGAUGCCGGUCGGUUCCCCGAGGGUUUGCAGGAACUACUCGAGGAACUGGGUGCCCUGAAGCAGGAGUAAUCUUUUGAUUUCGUCCUUCGGUUUUGGAAUAUGUUUUUUAUGCAUUAUGAGAUCGUACUAUUUAUUUGGUAAUGCUGGUUUGGUUCAACUUUAGAUUCGAUUCAGUUAGGAACGAUUUACAUAUUGCUGUUCGAAUAGGUUUGUUUUAGUUGUAUUGUAAAUUAAAGUUAGUUGGGUUAUGCGUUUUAAGUUUCUGCAUAAAUGCGUGAGUAAAAAACUACAAAAAAAUAUUGCAAAACGAAAGAAAAAAACAACAAAAAAAAUCCCUAACAUUAUAAAUUACCUCAUAGAAUGGUAAUGCUAAGUACAACAAACCCAAAUAUACAAAUAAGAUACGAUACACGUUGGACAGAGGAUACUUUUUCGACAACUAGUGAUUGACACACCCAAAUGUUACAAACAUAGCACCAUAGUAUUGGUAUGCAACGUGCUUUAACACUAACGCUGUGUUGAAAAUCUACGGUGAAAUCCUUCGCACAUGAAAAUAAAAAGAUACCACAAAACAAAAAUCAGCUUAUGAAUUUGAUUGUUUUCCAGUAAACCGACGGUUAUACACUGCAAAUGGUGUCAUAUAGAAUUAAACAAGCAUCUAUUUUUGUAACACACAUUUUAACAAGUACCAAUAAAUUACAGUGUGAAAAAAAAAA